This is a messenger RNA of Ziziphus jujuba (common jujube), 1746 nucleotides long. Its product is annotated as probable pectate lyase 5. Gene Ontology annotation, molecular function: pectate lyase activity. The record is from RefSeq and is a predicted model, not a curated record. Lineage: Eukaryota; Viridiplantae; Streptophyta; Magnoliopsida; Rosales; Rhamnaceae. The coding region runs from base 65 to 1294 and encodes 409 amino acids. The transcript has 4 exons.
CCUUCGCUUCUCACCCUCUUCAUUCUCUUCUCAGAGAACACCAACAAACACCUUCUCUGCAUCAAUGGCUUUUCCUUCUUCACUUUCUCUCUUCCUCUUCUUCCUCUCCUCUCUCCUCAGCCCAUCAACCCUCAUUUCCUCUUCACCAGUUCCAGACCCUGAACGUGUCGUUGAAGAAGUUCACAGGAGCAUCAAUGCCUCCAUUGCUAGGAGGGAAUUGGGUUAUCUUUCUUGUGGGUCAGGGAACCCCAUUGAUGAUUGCUGGAGGUGUGAUCCGAAUUGGGAUAAGAAUCGUCAGCGUUUGGCUGAUUGUGCAAUUGGAUUUGGUAAAAAUGCAAUUGGAGGCAGAGAUGGGAAGAUUUAUGUGGUCACUGAUUCUGGCGACUAUGAUGUUGUAAACCCAAAGCCUGGUACUUUACGACACGCGGUUAUCCAAGAUGAGCCAUUGUGGAUUAUCUUUGCUAGAGAUAUGGUGAUCAAGUUGAAAGAGGAGCUGAUCAUGAACUCUUUCAAAACCAUUGAUGGAAGAGGAGCUAGUGUGCACAUUGCUGGUGGGCCAUGUAUCACUGUACAGUUUGUGACUAACAUUAUCAUACAUGGGAUUAAUAUUCAUGACUGUAAACAAGGAGGUAAUACUUAUGUCAGGGACUCCCCAGGGCACUAUGGGUGGAGGACCAUAUCAGACGGUGAUGGGGUAUCCAUCUUUGGUGGAAGUCAUGUUUGGGUGGACCAUUGUUCUCUAUCAAAUUGUCAUGACGGUUUGGUUGAUGCAAUUCAUGGAUCCACAGCUAUUACCAUCUCUAACAAUUACAUGACACAUCAUGAUAAGGUCAUGUUGUUGGGUCACAGUGAUACUUACACACAAGAUAAAAACAUGCAGGUCACUAUUGCUUUCAACCAUUUUGGAGAAGGCUUAGUUCAAAGAAUGCCAAGGUGUAGGCAUGGGUAUUUCCAUGUGGUGAACAACGACUACACUCAUUGGGAGAUGUAUGCCAUUGGAGGAAGUGCAGACCCAACCAUCAAUAGCCAAGGAAAUAGAUUUGCUGCCCCUAAUGACAGAUUCAGCAAAGAGGUGACCAAGCAUGAAGAUGCACCAGAAAGUGAAUGGAAGAAUUGGAAUUGGAGGUCAGAAGGAGACUUGAUGGUAAAUGGUGCAUUUUUCACAGCCUCUGGUGCUGGAGCUUCCUCAAGCUAUGCCAAAGCUUCAAGCUUGGGAGCAAGACCAUCUUCACUUGUCGGUACGAUAACGAUGGGAGCAGGUUCACUUAGUUGCAGAAAAGGAUCUCGUUGCUGAUUGUGACAGAUUGAAAAAAAAAAUAGAAAAAAAAAAAAAGCAUUUCUCGCAAGUCAUUUUUAGUAAAAAUAUAUAUAUUUAUUAUAGUUGAAGGUGAAAAAAAAAAAAAAAAAAAAGAGUUAAAUGAGGAAAGAUAGAAAAAAGCAUAAAAGAAAAGGUCAUCUCAAGUGAGAAUUUACCUUUUCUUGGCUUUUUCUUUCCCUCCCUUUUUUUUUCCCCUUCCACCCAAUUUUAAUAUUUUCUACUUUUUUUUUGUUUUUUUUUGGUUUUUACUCAAUGUCAUGAUUACGACCUCUGCCUGUUAAGUCUCUGUUAAAAACCCAUUUAAGGGAUUCUUUUGUAGAAUCAUGAAGGGUUAAGAGAAAGCAAAUGCAGAAGUGUUGAUUACACUAAAUUAUCUGUUUAAAUUUGUAAUGCUCUUUUUUUUUAAUGAUCUAUCAUUUCUCUCUCAA